Xiphophorus maculatus (southern platyfish) is the source of this 1985-nucleotide messenger RNA. RefSeq names its product limb bud and heart development (gene lbh). The transcript has 3 exons. The coding region runs from base 194 to 541 and encodes 115 amino acids. The record is from RefSeq and is a predicted model, not a curated record. Gene Ontology annotation, biological process: positive regulation of DNA-templated transcription. Gene Ontology annotation, cellular component: nucleus. Lineage: Eukaryota; Metazoa; Chordata; Actinopteri; Cyprinodontiformes; Poeciliidae.
CUCCGAUCAGACGCAUCAAUUGGCGGAACCGUGUUCGUUGUUCAGGCAGUCCGACUCGCUGCACUCGUUACUUUCGCUUUUUUUUUUUUUUUUUUUGCCGGAGCGUCAUUUUCCGCUUAGGCACUCAAAAAAGUAAAAAAUAGUUUGGAGAGAAUUAAUCAGAUUUGACUGAACUGACAGCAGGUGUGAAUUCAUGUCUGUAUUUGCACCGCAGAUAUACUGCCCAGUGUUUGUGCCCGUCCCAGAUAUGACUGAGGUGAUGUUGAGCAACACCCCCAUAGAGGAUAUGAGGCUCAGCCCAAGCAAGGACAGACUCUCCUUCCAGAUAUUUCCGGACCCCUCAGAUUUCGACCGCUGCUGUAAGCUUAAAGAUCGCCUCCCGUCCAUCGUGGUUGAGCCGACGGAAGGAGAAGUGGAGAGCGGAGAGCUUCGCUGGCCUCCAGAGGAGUUUCUUGUCAGCGAGGAGGAAGAAGAGGAUGAAGAGGAGCAAAACGAUUGCAGCAUGCAAAAUGGACAGCCAGCACAGAAUUCCCAGCACUAGAGGCUGGGUGGUUCAGCACCAUGUUCACUUUGCUCUUUGGUUCUGAGGGACAGUAUUUUUCACACACUGGUCACACUUCACUGGAGCACUCCAGCACAUUCAGCUGACACGUCCAGUGUCUCGUGAUGCUAUCCCUUUACCCAUGACAAAUGCACACAUGCAUCAAAACUAAAACAAAAAAUAAAAUAAGAAAAAAAAAACUCACUUCUCACACAGAAUACCUUCAUUCUGUGUGGAAACAUCACCAAAAUGGUGGAUAAAGUCUCCAUCCCUCGCCUACUUCCUAGCGUGUCCAUUAACACGUGUCAAGUCGUAGCUGAUGCCCUGCUCAAGAGCAGCAGCUUAGUGCUUUAUGAAGAAGCCCUUCCUCUACAAGUGACCCUGCUGCUCUGACUCCCAAAUGGCCGGCAUCAUGACCCCAGAGUCUUUAUACCUGUGUGCAGAGCAAUUGUGGUACCUGUGGGAAGUUAUUGUACAGUGCACUGUUUUUAUUAUUAUUAUUAUUGCUAUGAUUAUUAUUGCCACUGCUGUCUAUAGAUUUGUGUCCUUGAUGUGAAUGUCGGUCGUCUUUGAGAAGUGGAUGUAUUGUGAAAAGAAAAAAAAAGUUACUUGGUUUGUUUAUUCUGCACAGGAUUUGCCUAGGAUUUACUUUUGUAAGCGUAUUUGUUGGUAAAUGAAAGAAAAUUGUAAGAUGAAAGGUGUAACUGAUUUGCUUUGCAGGCUUGAUGUGCACUGAAACCAGAGUUAUGCUAUUAAAUCCGUCAUAUUGGCCUCCAAGAAGCAGAGCUUGGAUGACAAAGCAAAAAUGUUCAUGGGGGAGUUUUUUGUGGGAAGGGGAGCACUUGAUAGAUCAAUGUACAGAGCCAAUGAAGGAUGUGCAAAUACAUGUUCUUAGUAAGCCAAACAGAUGCUUGGUGAUGUGAUGACUUUACCAUAUUUUCUAGUCUUCCUCUUUUUUAAAAGCAGCCAUACUUUUGAUGUCAUAUGGUUCUGAUUCACAUCAAAAUUUGGCAAUACCUGAAGCAGUACUCUUCAUUCACCGUUAUGACUAUUUACCAGAAGGUGUUUGGAAGUUUCUGUCUGUGUUUGUCUGUGUGUGGCUCUGUAAUUUACAAAUGACUUGUUUUCCAGGAGUCAUAAGUUUGCAGUUAAAACAAGGUUUUAGGAAAAUACCUUUUCUUUUUUGUGGAGAGUUUGAUGUUACUGUUGUGGAAGCAUGACUAAUGUGCAUCUCUUCUAUCUUUCUCAUGUGAGUGGCAUUAGGGCUGUAUACAGAACAUCUUUGUCAUGUCACAUUUCCUACAGGUCCCCACGUUGUUUUUGUAAGCUCAGGGAGAUCAGCCACCAUCUUAUCCUUGGUGUUAUUUUCUCUUUUUUUUUUUUUUUCUUUUUGUAUUUAGACCACUUUUCUCAUUAAUUAUUCCAGAGAUUGUAAAUAAAAAAA